Molecule: messenger RNA, 2468 nt
Organism: Strongylocentrotus purpuratus (purple sea urchin)
Lineage: Eukaryota; Metazoa; Echinodermata; Echinoidea; Camarodonta; Strongylocentrotidae
Product: macrophage mannose receptor 1
Exons: 6
Coding region: 248-1156 (302 amino acids)
Source: RefSeq, a predicted model, not a curated record
UCAUACAUUUACGUACCACCACUUUCUGAGGAAGCAUGUUGUCUUUAAUUUCAUUCAUGGCGUAAUCGACUUUCUUUUCAAUAAUCAGUCACCAUAUUUGGAUACUAGAAUCAGAUCACAGGUCAUUUCCAAGCUGCUCCGUCGUACUAGGAUAUAUAGCCUUAAUGGAUAUAACUCCAAGCGCAAUCUUUUCGGACUUCACUAUUGGGCACUGCAUCUCACUCUCUGUGUUGCUGUGAUAUUGACAAUGUCUGGGGAUUCAAUACGUGGAUGGUUUAGGAUGUUUCUGCCUCUUACUCUGAUAUGGAUUCUUUCAUCUACAACAGUUGAAUGUCAGGUGUGUUCUACAUCAGGGUUGAAUGUGUUUGGUGGCUAUUGUUAUGUCUUCUACCGUGGUACUGGCAAGACAUUCUCUGAAACACGUGCAUACUGUCAAAGCUUAGGUGGUGACAUGCCAAUCAUUACAUCAGUUGAACAAAAUGAUUUCAUUGCCAAUACCAUGAGUUUUGAGGAGGGUAACGGCCGCUAUUACAUCGGCUUAGAAAAGAUGGAUGAUGGUACAUACAGAUGGAUUGAUGGAACGGCCCUAGCUGGGUAUAAAAACUGGGAUUAUUCACAUCUUUACGAGAGGCCUGACCUACCACCUUACUGUGCUGUGAUGAGAUCUCGGAGCGGUGACACAAUACAUGGACUAUGGUACCUAGUAACGUGCACAUCAACAAGACGACCUAUCUGCCAAAUACCUAGCGGUAUACCUAUCGGUAUGCCUAUCGUACCCACACCAUCCUUGUCACCGAGUGUCUCUUCUCCACCCAAAACAAAUUCAACUGGAGUCCCUUCAGGUCCAACAGCAACUGUCGUAGGAAGCACUGUCUCUUCUCCACCCAAAUCAAAUCCAACUGGAGUCCCUUCAGGUCCAACAGCAACUGUCGUAGGAAGCGCUGUUGGUGCUAUUGUUGUGAUUGUUAUCGUUAUUAUUCUCAUCAUCUUUUACAAGCGAAGAAGCGAUGAAUCAGCCACUACUUCGUCUCCUCAGGUUGAGAACCCUGUAUUUGAUCAGUCAGAGACAAACGUCCAUACCUACCUAGACCCGGAUACCGCUUCUCAGAGCUACGCGUAUCCUACCAACCAUCAUAUCUACCAAGAUACUAUAUAAACCGAUAAACUAUCAUGGCUUCCUUUUCUUUGUCCUGUGCUCAUCUUUCUUCGUUUUCAUUUGCCUUGACUACUCGCUUUACUCCUAAAUCUUUUUAUACCGGGGAUCAGUUGAAAUAUUUCCUUUUGAAAUACCAUGAUUUGCACAUGUAUGACAAAUGUGGGUAAAAAUAGUAGACCUUAGGUCCCACCACUACAUGAAAGUCAGGGUAUGGGAUUAGUUUCUCUACAUGAAUAUAUACAGUGUAUAUAUAUAUAUAUCUACAUAAUUAUAUAUUCAUCUUCCUUCAUUGAAGUUUGCUAUACACUGUCAUUUUCUGAAUAAUGUGAAUGAUGUAUAAGAAAAGCAUGAAUCUUACAUCAUGGAGCAACAAAACGUUAUUCUAUUUUCUUUUUCUUUUUUUUUCUUUCAUUUUUCUAUCUGCUGAGGUAUCUGAAAACGAAAUAUAUAAUAUGUUUUGAAUGAUUCAAUGCAGAUGCAAAUAGAAGGGAACAAUAUUGAGCCAUGUAUAUGCACGUAUGCAAUAAAGUACGAAGGCAUAUUCCAUAUCAUGUUAAUCGUGUUUUGAGAUAUCAAUAGGAAAAUACAAUGUUCUACUGUACUUGUUGUUUGUAUUGAUUAUUAGUGUUAUUGCCUGGUAUUGGUGGUGGAAAGCAUUAUUACCAUAUUUUUGGACGAUAAUUAAUAUAUUACCGAUUGUUAUUAUUAUAUCAUUAUUAUUAUUAUUAUUAUUAUUAUUAUUACUUUUAUUAUUACUAGUACUAUUACUAUACUAAGACUACUAAGUAAGCAGUGGAAUUCAAGUUGAUUAAUAGGUCAACGAUAAAUGGUGAAUAUAAACAUAGACUAUGCAUAAUAACAUAAACAUGAAAUCAUUGUAAUAUAUGUGGGAAGGAUGUUUAGGUUAACGUUAAAUAGUAGAAUUAGAAGUUAAUUAAUAGAGUUAGAUGAUGCAAUCCAAGUGAACAUUUAUAUAUGACCAUAUGAAAAAUGACUUUAGCGAUUUAAAGCAAAUUUGGGCAUACACCCGUUGAAAUUGAUAGGUUAAAUAUAUAUAUCAGGGGGGUUACGAUAUUGAAGAUUAUUUGUUUCAAUAAGUGAACACUUAUACAAUCAUGGCCACUAGAUUUUGUAGAAUUUAGGUGUUAAACCACAUGUAUAACUUCAUAAACAUUGGUUGGAGUAAGAAAUAAGGAAUUUUCACGUGGGAAAUUCAAGGACUUACUGUAGUCCAUGUCACCUGAAUCAAUAUUAGUUGCUAAAUUAGGGCCUACAUCUAUAUAGUACUCAUUAAAAGCUUUUGAAAUUUUAA